CGCUCAGACUCUGAGAGGACAGAGGAGAGAUACGGGAGCUCACUGACAAGACGCACAGAGAGGGGAGAUAGACUAGCUCCCGGGCUCAGUUACACACUCCAGUAACUUCAAACCAGCAGGAACAAAGAGAGAGAACAGGAGAAGUCCAGUCUGGAUUCUGUCACUUUUCUUGGUUGGCCUGCCUUGCAUGGAUUUCUUGGGACAUUUUAUGAGAAGCAGCAUUAAUCUUUUUUUUUUUUAACUUCCAGAUUUUAUUUAUUCAUUUUGUACUGAGCAGUUUGUCAUCUUUUAUCCAGACCUCCUCCACCUCCCUGCACUGGAGGAGAUCAAUGGUUCGGGACAUGUGUGCGGAGCAGAUUUCAACAGUGUAUAUGAAUGGGUUGUGUUUUUGUCUUUAGAUAUGAGAGUGUAGGUGUACUUUCAAACUUUUAAAAAGGGAUUUUAAGUGAGUGAGUGUGAGUAACCAGGAGCAGAGAGCAGCAGUCGUUGGAGGAGAAGGAGGAGGUGGUGAGAGGUCUUUGAGGCGAACCCCAAGUUGUUCCCGUGGCGAGGUGAUCUGAGUUAUGGAUGUUGACGCAUUCCUGCGGCGCUUCUGAGGAAUAAACAGCAACGGAGACUACAGCAGAGCCAGCCACAAAGCUGAAGGCUGCAUCACCAUCUCCAAUAAUUUUACCGAUAAAGCCACAUCACGUCUACCGCAGUCAUUCUACCGGUUUUUAAACCUACAGUCCCAGUAAGGUUGGGGGUCCCGGGGCAGAGGAGGUGUAGGCGGUCGGUCAGGGGGAGUUUCUCCCACUCUCGCUCCCUUUCCCUGCACCCAGCUCAGCAUGCCCCAGCCCCUGAGCACCUCCACAGCUCUCCCAGCUCCACUACCAUGUGUAGAUGGACAGUGACACAAGGUGCACCGCACGCCUGGUCCUCCACCUGCCCCUGCUACAGACCCCCCACUCUCAUCCUCUCCUUCACCUUCCUAAUCCUGCUUCUCCUGCUCGGUACCUCUUCCUCCGCACCCCUGUCCGCUUCAUCAUCAGACUCUGAGAAGCACCACAAUGCAGCGAGAGGGGCUCCUCCUCACAUCUUCAUCUCACAAGAGCCACCUUCCUCGUCACCCUCACCGCUGCACGCAUCCUCUGCGAGGUUGCCCCGGGCGACCAAUGUGUCAUCGUCCUCCGCGACAGUCAUCGGGCGCCACGCGCGGAGCAGCUACAACCAUCUUCAAGGGGACGUGCGCAGAAGGAAACUGUUCUCCUUCCAGAAAUUCUUCCUCCGCAUUGACAGAAAAGGAAAAGUUAAUGGCACCAAAAGUGAGGACGACCCAUACAGUAUGCUGGAGAUCAAGUCAGUGGAUGUGGGAGUCGUGGCCAUCAGGGGCCUCAGCAGCAACUACUACCUGGCAAUCAGCAAGAAGGGAGAGCUAUACGGAGCGAGGGACUAUGGUCCAGACUGCCGUCUAAUUGAACGCAUCGAGGAGAACAAGUACAACACCUACGCUUCGGCAGUGUGGCGCAACAAGAAGAAGCACAUGUUUGUGGGACUGAACGCCAACGGCAAGCCAAUGAGAGGGAAGAAAACACGGAGGAAAAACACUGCCACUCACUUCCUGCCCAUUGUGGUACAACCACGAUGAUUGGACAUAUCAGCCAUGAGAGAGCUCUGCACACUGCAGUGAUCAGACUUUUCUGGAGUUACAUCGAUGGCUACAUUGGACAGAUCUGAAUCAGAUCUGAAUGAUGCACUGAGGAGGGAACGAGCGGAAACAUAUGGACAUUUUAUCUCUGUUGGAAAAAGACAUUUCUAUUUUUAAAGAAAGAAAUAAGAUAUAUUGCUAUACAAUGUAUAUAUUAUUUUCUGUUUUAAGUUAUCAAGUACAUUGGCACAGUAGAAAAUAUGAAAGAAAUGACUUCUGUGCCAAAAUUGGAUUAGUAACUCACAUUUCUCGAUUUGUGUCUAUGUGAAAUGCUUGACUGGGAAGAAGUAAAAUGACUAAAUAUGUAAGAGAGGAAAAGUAAAGAAGUAUUAAAGGAAAGCUGACGGCAAAGGAAAGGAUAAGAAAGGAAGAAAUGAUGAGAUGAGGAUGAGAAAGAAUAGGAGGGGAAAAGCACCAACACAACAGCAAGUCUAACACUAUCAUGUUCUUUUCUUUACAUUUAUUUAUUUAGUGUAAUAUUUAACAAAAAAAGAUCAAAAACACAAUAAUGACAAAUUAUUGUCUUUUUUACCAUUUAUGCUUCUCUUUUUGAAUUACUAAUCAUUUAAACCUGAAUAAAUAUAAAAAUAUAUUUGUCUUUAA
This is a messenger RNA of Trematomus bernacchii (emerald rockcod), 2290 nucleotides long. RefSeq names its product fibroblast growth factor 10a (gene fgf10a). Gene Ontology annotation, cellular component: cytoplasm. The record is from RefSeq and is a predicted model, not a curated record. NCBI's taxonomy places the organism in Eukaryota, Metazoa, Chordata, Actinopteri, Perciformes, Nototheniidae. Bases 875 to 1627 code for a protein of 250 amino acids. Gene Ontology annotation, biological process: positive regulation of epithelial cell migration; positive regulation of epithelial cell proliferation; limb development. Gene Ontology annotation, molecular function: chemoattractant activity; growth factor activity; type 2 fibroblast growth factor receptor binding. The transcript has 3 exons.